AUGGCAAGCAAAAACGACGCAGACCCGAAUCUGCAAGAAAUCCAUGACUUCCUUAUUGAUCUGGCAAUUAAGGCAGGCAAAGUAAUUACCAGCAGCUUGCCACGAAUUGAUUCGACCGGCUCAAAGAAAAACAGUUCCGAUCUGGUCACUGAGUAUGACCGCGCUGUUGAAAGGAUGGUUUCCGAAGCCUUGAAGACACACUAUCCAAAUUACGACUUUCAUGGAGAAGAGACUUAUGAUCCUGCACACCCUCUUACGGAUGCUCCCACUUUCAUCGUUGAUCCCAUUGAUGGUACUGUGAACUUCGUGCAUGGCUUUCCUAGUUCGUGCAUCUCCCUAGGGUUUGCAGUAAACCGCAAACCAGUCGUCGGGGUAGUAUACAAUCCAUUUACAGAAACGCUCUACUCUGCAAUCCAUGGCCAAGGAGCGUUCCUCAACCGCAAGACCCCCCUGCCGCUGAAGGGCACCGACACCGAACCUCUGAAUGGUCUCAAUAAUGCCCUCAUUGGUUUGGAAUGGGGAUCCGAUCGUAGUGGCCGAAACUGGGAGACAAAAGUUCGUACAUUCGAGAAUCUAGGCAAAACCCGGGAGGAUGGCGGGGCAAUGGUCCAUUCAAUACGGAGUAUGGGAUCUGCUGCCCUUAAUCUCUGUGCUGUAGCAUCAGGGACGCUCGAUUUAUACUGGGAAGGUGGAUGCUGGGCAUGGGAUGUCUGCGCUGGAUGGGUCAUAUUGACAGAGGCGGGCGGUAUCGUGGUGGGUGGAAAUCCCGGUAAAUGGGAUGCCGAGCUCGAUGGACGAACCUACUUGGCUGUCAGGCCUUCACCUAACGGGCAAGGCAUGAUGUACCAUUGUGAGACAAGUCGUGAGUCAGCUGGGACAGUGAGAAAAGAAUUACACGGACAUAUAAAGGGACUGCAAGACCGAAAGUCGAAUACCAGACUCAAAGCCGAGGCCUCAUCAGAGGAACGUGCUCCGUCCGCUGCCAUAUCUCGCAAUCUCGAACCCAAACAGCAAAGUGUUCGAACACAUGAUCCGGUGAAGCUGACGAUGGUGAUAUCGGGUAAUAUUCCAAGACAAGAACGAAGGGAAACGUGUUCUAAAGUACACCUCAAGGGUCAAAACGAAUCAAAAACACUUCACUUUUCCUCGCAGGAAACGGGAAACAGUGGCUAUAUGGAUCCAAGGUCUAAAAAGACCAGCCCUCGGCCGUCCAGAAACAUCACGUCUGGACAAAAAACUCAGACGAGGAGGAAAUCGUCGGAAACGGGCCAUAAGCGCACCAAUGGAGCAUCCUUCGCGUCCUCUGGAAAACAGCCGGCGAAAAGCGGUAGAUCGGACCUGCAUAGACAUGCUUCUCAAAAUGAGAGGUUGUCCGUCUUCGAUCCUACGCAAAACCGUCGUCAGGGCAGGCGUCAUGUCUCCCGACCUUCAACAACAAUUGCGAAGAAACCUUCGGAAGAUAAAGUUGAGGGGAUCGCUUCUCCAAACAAAGGGAGCCGUAAAUCUGCUGUAAGCAAAUCUGCAAAGCUCCGAUGCUCACAUCGAAUGUGUCAUGCAUGUUUGAAACGGAUCUUCAUCAUGUCUGUGACUGAUCCGCAACAUAUGCCACCGAAGUGCUGCACAUCCGACCAUAUUCCUCUCAAGCAUGUCGAAAAGCUUUUCGAUGUGAAAUUCAAAAUGAAAUGGAACCGUAAAUAUCAAGAAUACACGACGAAAAAUCGAAUAUAUUGCCCCGCUAAAGGCUGUGGGGAAUGGAUUAAGCCAAAUCAUAUCUUUGUCGACACUAGCUCUGGAGCCACGGGCGGUCGCAAAUAUGGAAAAUGUAGUCGAUGCAAAACAAAGGUAUGCUGCAUUUGCAAUGGCAAAUGGCAUUCAGGAAAGGACUGCCCCAAAGACGAAGAUACCAAGAGGUUUGUGGAAAUGGCAAAGGAAAAGGGCUGGCAACGCUGUUACAAUUGUUCCGCUAUGGUCGAAUUAAAGGAGGGAUGCAAUCAUAUGACAUGUCGCUGCUCUGCUGAGUUUUGCAUGAUCUGCGGAUCAAAGUGGAAAACGUGUGAUUGUCCAUGGUUCAACUAUACCACUGGAGAAGGCGACAGGCUGAAUUACAUGAACGUGCCUCAGAUAAUCGGAGCUUUCGAUGACGAGAACGGAGGAGACCAGAGGAAUCGCAUGCGUUAUCAAGAUGAACUGGAUAUGAGAAGAGAGCAGGAACGGCAAGACGAAGCUCUUGCUCGACGAUUACAGCUACUUGCCGUGGAUGACGACGAUCGCCCUCCCAGGCAAGCAGAUCAUGGGAUAUUGGAUUUUGGAAAUGCAACGGCUCACUUCCUAAACGAACAUUUCAACUAUACACCGAAUGUCUCGGGUUAUAAUGCUGGACCCGCUCAUCAUGGUGGGCAGGCCACAACAGAAAACGAUAUCUGGGGGUUUCGUACCAAUACGCCGUCUCCUCCUCCAGACCGAUCGACGCCGAGAAGUAGACGAAAUCGGGGCAGGCAACAAUCUUUUGUCACAACUGAUCCUCCCUUUGGCAGAAGUGCUUCAAGGAUUCGAUGA
Messenger RNA from Rasamsonia emersonii CBS 393.64, 2556 nucleotides. RefSeq names its product Inositol monophosphatase. The transcript has 8 exons. Bases 1 to 2556 code for a protein of 851 amino acids. Gene Ontology annotation, molecular function: inositol monophosphate 1-phosphatase activity; zinc ion binding. The record is from RefSeq and is a predicted model, not a curated record. Lineage: Eukaryota; Fungi; Ascomycota; Eurotiomycetes; Eurotiales; Trichocomaceae. Gene Ontology annotation, biological process: inositol metabolic process; signal transduction; phosphatidylinositol phosphate biosynthetic process.